AUGGCACAAAACAUUGACGGCAUUAACAGCGGUGGUGUUGUGCUCGGUAGCGAGGGAAGGCCUUCGGAGACAAGCGGCGGAAUGGAGGGAAAUACGGGCCUAAAGAAAGGUCCGUGGACGGCGACGGAGGAUCAAAUUUUGAUGGACUACGUGAGGAAACAUGGCGAGGGAAACUGGAAUUCAGUGCAGCGGAAUUCCGGUCUCAACCGUUGUGGAAAGAGUUGCAGGCUCCGAUGGGCCAAUCAUCUCCGCCCUAAUUUGAAGAAAGGUGCUUUCACACCAGAGGAAGAGAGGCUCAUUCUAGAGCUGCAUGCCAAAUACGGCAAUAAGUGGGCGCGCAUGGCGUCUCAGCUACCCGGACGAACAGAUAAUGAAAUAAAGAAUUACUGGAACACAAGGGUGAAGAGGCGACAACGUCAAGGGCUCCCUCUAUACCCUCAUGACAUUAAACAAUCCCAAUCACAACCAAUGUCCUCUCUAUCUAUUCCCACGAGCACUGGCUCACCGCCCAUAGGCCAAACUUAUUCCUUCCAGUUUCAAAACUCAUCGUCAUCAUCGCAUGCUCAUCAACCCCCUCCCAUGGCCACCCCUACUCAUCUCCAUCACUCUACCCCAUCCUCUCCCAAAUCCACCAUUAAUCAUUCCCUUCCUUCAUUUGAUCACUCCACCGACCCUUCCUUCACGUUUGACCGCCCUACUCCCAUCCUUGGAGCCCCAUUGCGGUACAAAAGGUACCGCAACAUCCAUGGAAUCUCUCCUCCCGUUUCCCCAACCCCACAAAGAAGCAGCUCUAUAUUACGGACCAGCUCCAUGCCCGACAUAACGUACAAUCAGCACUUUGCACCUGGAAACAUGUCCAUGCCGGACAUGGCCUCAUUUCAGUUUUAUCCACCACGGAAUUUCAGUGGGCAGUUGCCACCAUUGCCGCAGUCCACCAGCACCGAGUUUGAAUUUGGGGACGGUACCAGGUCACUCUAUUCGGUGAAGUCAUCAGAGCUUUCUUCAAGCCAAACUUUGUCACCGUGCGAUCAGAUCACCAGUGAUAACAAGCUAAAUAUGGUGGCUGCAGCUAAUGAGACUCAUCGCUGUAAUGUGUUGGAAGAGUUGCUACAAGAAGCUGAGGCAUUGGCUGCUGUUGCAACUCCAAGGAAUUCGAAAGCAGCAUUUGGUCUAUUGGGUUCAUUUGAAAACAAGAAUGUUUUGGAUGAUUAUGGCCGUUUGCUGCAGGCUACAAGUUCCACAAAUACCUCUUUCUCAGAUAUGAAGCAAAUCCAGGAUAUCGAUCAUCACGACCACAUGAAUUAUUCCUUGCCUGAAGACUUGUCGAAGCUGUUCAGUUUUAUUCCUUCAACCGAGCCGGUCUCCGAUUGGUACAGUACUGAUAGUGGGGAACUCUCCAACGGAGGCCAGUCUUCUGGAGUAACCGAGGCUAGUUUUGAAUUUGACAUGCAGCAACAUAUGGCUUCGUUGAUCCCUACUAUUGUUGCCUCAUCAACAGACCAUGACAGCGUUCCGAACAGUUGGGACAACUUGCCUGGAAUGUGCUGA
This is a messenger RNA of Argentina anserina (silverweed cinquefoil), 1548 nucleotides long. Its product is annotated as transcription factor MYB101-like. Lineage: Eukaryota; Viridiplantae; Streptophyta; Magnoliopsida; Rosales; Rosaceae. Bases 1 to 1548 code for a protein of 515 amino acids. The transcript has 3 exons. The record is from RefSeq and is a predicted model, not a curated record.